Messenger RNA from Leishmania braziliensis MHOM/BR/75/M2904, 3420 nucleotides. RefSeq lists its product as hypothetical. The coding region runs from base 1 to 3420 and encodes 1139 amino acids. The record is from RefSeq and is a predicted model, not a curated record. Lineage: Eukaryota; Euglenozoa; Kinetoplastea; Trypanosomatida; Trypanosomatidae. The transcript has a single exon.
AUGCGUCGACUGCAGCGCUACAUCACCGUCACCACUUCCUCCUGGCGUGGUCGCUGCACAAUCAGCGGCACCCCCAGACUCCUCUGUUACUUUCAGGGAAACUCGUCAGAAUGCACACCGCGUUGCCGUCAUCAGCGCUGCCUUGCUCGUGCGCAUGAGAAGACCGUUGAGCCGAGUACCAUCAGGAGUCACCCACCACAGCGAGGGCGUCGGAGACAUGUUCUUGCUGAAGUAUAUGGGAGGCAGGCCAGUCGCGCAGCAGCCGUUGAUGUUGACGUGACGGUCACAUGUAGUUCCCUUAUGAGUGAGUUGCAGCGCCUGUUUCCCUGGAGCACCUCCUACUGCCUGUGGCAGGAGCGACGACGGCAGACGUCAGCGCCUUCUGCUAGGUCAGCUUUGUCGUCGGCUGCAGCGCAGGAGGAGGACUGCACAUCAUCAGAGCCGUACACCUCAGGCGAGGGUUAUGACUGGCGGCGUCUGUUCCUCGUGCGCUAUGAGCCCCAUCCUGCACUUCUAUCCGCCACGCUCACCACACAGAGGGGCGGUGCUGAACGAGGCUGCAGUGGCGCCUCUGCCGCUACUGCAGUUGGCGCGGCCAGGCGCGGCCACAGAGCGAGCCAGCGGUGCUCUCGAUCAAGCCGGCAAAGCCGAGCAGACAUCUGUGGAACCACGCUGAGCACGGCGGCUGCGUUACUCAACUUAGCCACGCCGACUGCGGCGGUAGCAGGGGGCACAUGUGAAAGCCGCGCGCUGCAGCUGUGGCAGGCGGUGCUACUGUCAUCAUCAUCGUGGUGCAUGGAGGCCUCUUCUUGUCCACACAACAAGUCGCAGGUAAGCGGCUCAUCGCAUACCUCGCCGGGAGACGCCGCGCGCGCGAUGGUGGCUGGUCGACAAGGUUGCCGUGCGGGUCCACGGACGCCUGCGGCAAGGAUGGCGGACAGCCCAACUGCACGCUACGCUGGCAAAGGCGUGCGAACCAAGCGGACCGCAGUGCCUUCAAACAUGCCGUCUGAGUUUCCGGCGCCACCGCUCCUGGCGUGGACUGCCCCUCCUUCCUACGAACUCUACUACCUUUCGGGAGACGUCGAUCGCCCGAGGCGCCGCGCCGCUUCGUCUGGCCAGCUCGAUUCAGCCCCAACGACGGGGGCAACGAGGCCUCCACUCGAGCACCGACCCCAACGCAGCGACAUCGUACGUCGACUGCGGCGAGUGGGAUGCCUGCAUGCGAUACCUGGUCUGCCGCAACUUCCGCCGAUGCUGCUGAGCCGUGAGGACGCAACGCCCUCCGCAGAGGCGCGUGAUGGCUCACUGUUGGUGUGCGCCGAGAGCACGCACCCGCGCACAAAGUGUGUCGCACAGGAAGGCGCGGAUGAAACCAACACGCUGCAGGUGGCGGCAGCAGCUGACAAGGCACACGACAUCAGAGAUGACGGUGACACAUUUGUGGAGGAGGGGGACGUGCUGGGUGGCACUGUCUGCUCCUUGCACGACUACUGCCUCUACCUAACCGGGAGCGGUCAUCUCGAAGAGGAUGAGGCUGUCAAUGGCGCGGACAAGGCAGCGUAUCGGUCGCCGUCCCACACGGGCCAGCCCGCCACAGAUUCGCCAGCUUCCAGUGGCCGAGGUGCACGUGUGUUCGAGAGGGCAUGUGAACGCGUCGGUGGCACUACAGGCGUCUCGCACGUCGCCCCUGUUGACGCCGCCGCGGCUGCUUCAUCGCCGUCAUCCCCAUCACCGACUAUCAACGCAGCCGCCCCUGCGGCCAUGUGCUUUUUCGCUUCGCCCCUGUCCCGCGGUGCGGAGCAGGCAGGCCGAGGGACUCGUUCGACUACUUUCGCGGAGCGCUGGGGUGUGCUGGGAGACGACGAGGGAGGCACGGAGGACUUCUCAGGGUUGUAUGGGCACCAGCAGCAGCAGCAGUUGGACAGGAAACAGGCCGGCGCCACCGCAGGUAUUCAUCCGCGCCGACUUUACGAAGACGUCGGUCACCAUCACUGGAACUGCAUCUCAUGCCGCGCCUUCGUGGAUGAAAUGGUUCGGGUACGUCAUCGCUCCCACGAGCCCAGCAGCGUAACAGCUGCCCUCUCUGCACAUCCCUCGGCACCACCGCAACGGGCAUCCAUCGCAGCGCCUGCGCCCAGGCGUCAGCAGCAAGCGGCCCAUAAUCGGCAUGAACGCACUGCAUCGACCUCAGGCGGUGCAGUGCUGCCUUUCUCAUCGACGCCUUGUGCCGCCCCCUCGCUGUGGGUGUCCGACCUACCGGAGAUGGGCUGUUCUGUAGCGGCACUCUCUGCGUCUCACGGUGUUGGCGUCUUACUAGCGCACCCGCACGAGUGGAUUUACUUCAGCGUUCUCUUUCACGUGCACGCGGCGCAGUUGCCGAGUGCAUGCGCACACUCUGCUGCGAGACUUGCCUCUCACCGAAGUCUCGACCUCUCGCAUCUCUACUGCUUCCUGGAUCCACCGUGCCGUCUGUCCACCGAGGAGCUGGAGGAGUGGGCGCGCGCGACACGAGAGCGGCGGAGCGAGCGUGAACGGGCGCGUGGUCGGUGCCACAACCAUCGCCGCGCCGGCCACAGCCGUGGUGAAGAAGAAGAGGGCGGCAAACACAUUAGGCGUGCUCCGCCGUCUUCACCGCCCGCUUACUGCGCUGCCGCGCAGACUCACCCCCAUGCGUCACGACUCAGCUGCGGUACCACCACUUCUUGUCGUGCGACAGCUGUGGCCAGUGAGCCUCCUUCGCCCUCCGCGGCAUUGGCGGCGGCGCCGUCGAUGGCGGGCCCACGUACGUGGCUCGUCUAUGUGCACCCCGACGUGUCGCUCCGAACAUUGCCGCGGCUGUGGGCCUGCGCAGUAGGCGAGGCUGCCUCAGGCAGCGGCAGCGAGGCGGGGGUGGGAGUGGGUGAGCACGAGGACGCCCUGCCUUCUUAUUUUCAUUCGGCUCUGGCGCGCACACAACGGCGACAGGCGGCUGAGGUGGAGAUGGUAUGUCGCUAUCUUCUGCCGAGGACGUCGCUGCGGCGGGGUCCCUCUCCUGCGUUGCUCGCGCGCCAGGCGCAAGCCUCCGUCGGUGCGCGGGCACGUCGCUCACGUGGCUCUCUGGCCCCUGCAGCGCCAGCCAAAGCCACCACCGCGGUGGCUUUUCCGACGCCAUCCACGGAAACCCUGGUGACGCCUGACGCUGCUGCGCAACGACUGUCCACCUCCGCUGCGGCAUUGCCUCUCGAAGAUGAUGAACACCGACAGCGGCAACUGCAAGCGCUGGCAUGCGGGUUCGCAGUAUCGCCACUACCACGCAGCAUAGACCUGCUAAAGCGGCGCCACUGGCUGACAAAGCCAUUUGUGCUAGUGGAGGAAAUGAAGUACGGUCGCGUGAUCAAGUACGGUCCCACAGAGCUAGCGGCACCACGCGUGCUGUGA